CACUUCUUGAUAUUGAUUCCAAAGAUGCCUCCAAAUGCUACAUUCCAAAGAGAGGAGUCAGCGGGUCCUGAGGUCCUCGAUAAUUGCGAGUGGCUGGACGAUGUACCAAGUGGUGGUCCUCUAGAGAAAUACAGAAAAACCGCUUCUUUCUCGUGGAAACAAAUGAAAGUUGUCCUUGAAGAUAUCAAAUCCAUUCGUUUCAAGAGAACACUGUGGAAAGCAAUGGAAGAAGAUCCGGAUUUCCAGCCGAUUCACUUUUACAAUUUAAGUACCGAUGAACAAAAGAGGAUAACAGCGAAGCAAUUAGCAAGGAUGGAUCACCUCAAAUUUAUUCCCGGCCUCAUUGAUUUUCCUCACAAGGAGAAGUCAGGAUAUUUACUGGAUCUCCAUGAGGCUCUUAGUGUUUUCAAACCUGCUCUCGCUGUGAAGAUGGCCAUGGGAUGCUAUGUUUUUGGAAACGCUAUGCUGAGUCUUGGGACUGAGAGGCAUCUUCCUAUUUUCAGAGAAGUUUUUAGUAAUAAGAUGUUGGGGUGUUUUGCUCUUACCGAGGUUGGCCAUGGAAGUAACACGAAGAUGAUGCGUACGACAGCAACCUACGAUCCAGCCACACGUGAAUUUGUCAUUCACACACCUGAUUUCCAGGCUGCCAAGUGUUGGGUGGGAAAUUUAGGUAAAACUUGUGUAGUGGCUAUUGUUUUUGCUCAGUUGAUAACACACGGAGAGGGUCAUGGAUUGAAUGCAUUUAUUGUACCUGUUAGGGAUCCCAAAACAUAUCUGCCUUAUCCUGGGAUCAUAGUGGGAGAUAUGGGAGAUAAAACUGGGAUCAAUGGAAUUGACAAUGGAUUCAUAAUUUUCAGUAACUACAGAAUACCAAAGGACAAUCUGUUGAAUAGAACUGGCGACGUAACCAACGAAGGUGAAUACCAAUCGUUUUUUUCUGAUCCCCAAAGAAUUAUCGGGGCUGUUCUCGAAAAUUUAUCCACUGCACGCAUUGGAAUCAGCGGCGAGAGUGUCAAUAACAUUGGAAUAGCUUCAACCAUUGCCAUCCGAUAUGCCUCUGUUAGGAGGCAGUUUAUGUCUUCUUCGCAAGUGAAAGACCCGGUCGAAACGCCAAUCAUCGAAUAUGAACUUCAUCAAUGGAGAAUAUUUCCCUACAUGGCGGCAGGAGUCGUGACACGAGCUUUCAUGACGGAAUUCGCCAGCGAAUUCUUCAGCAACGUAGAGAAGUCCUUGGCAACUGAAGAAAUUCCAAAUAUUAGAGAAAUUGUUGGUGAACUUCAUGCUAUGAUUUCAGCUAUCAAGCCUCUCCUCACAUGGACUGCAAAAGCUGCCAUUAGUGAGUGCAGAGAGGCUUGUGGAGGUCAUGGAUAUCAUAAAGGUGCUAAAUUGGGUGAUAUGGCAGCGGAUCAUGAGCCCACGGUGACAUACGAGGGUGACAAUAAUGUCCUAGUGCAGCAAACCAGUAACUGGAUUCUUAGACAAUGGGAGGGCGCUCAGAAAGGCAUAACUGACGGCAGCCCCUUGGAUUCAAUUAAUUUUCUCUUCAAUGGGGAUCAGAUACUGGAGAAGAAAUUCACUGUAAAUCAUGUGGAUGACAUCAUGUCUUUGAACUUCGUUAGAAAUUGUUACGAAUGGUUGAUAACGUGGUUAACAAUAGAAAUGUCACGUAAAUUCCAAAUUGCCAAGGGCAAAGGUCUUGACAACUUCUCAGCAAGGAGUAAGGCACAAGUUUAUUCCGCAUCACAUUUAUCCAGAGCCUAUGGAGAGUUGACAGUUAUUAGAUACAGUGUGAGGAGGAUCGAGAAAAUGCUGCCACGUGGGAACCCACAUCAGAGUCUAGUAGCAGUUUUGGAUAAAUGUCUGUUACUCUAUUCACUCUCUUGCUUGGAGAAGCAUUUACCUUCCUUCUAUCAAGGUGGAUACUGUUUAGGACCACAAAUGGUAGAGAUCAUUCGUGAGGGUAUUCUACGACUAUGUGCUCAACUGAAGCCAGAAGCAGCCUCCAUUGUUGAUGCCUUAGCUCCGCCCGAUUUUCUUAUCAAUUCAGUCCUCGGAAUGUCGGAUGGAAAAGUAAGAGGAACAAACAAAAAAAUAAUUAUUUCCGAUGAGAAGGGAAAUAUACUCUAA
Molecule: messenger RNA, 2127 nt
Organism: Diachasma alloeum
Lineage: Eukaryota; Metazoa; Arthropoda; Insecta; Hymenoptera; Braconidae
Product: peroxisomal acyl-coenzyme A oxidase 3
Exons: 13
Coding region: 25-2127 (700 amino acids)
Biological process (GO): lipid homeostasis; fatty acid beta-oxidation using acyl-CoA oxidase
Cellular component (GO): peroxisome
Molecular function (GO): pristanoyl-CoA oxidase activity; fatty acid binding; FAD binding
Source: RefSeq, a predicted model, not a curated record